This is a messenger RNA of Stylophora pistillata, 426 nucleotides long. RefSeq lists its product as uncharacterized. Gene Ontology annotation, molecular function: protein dimerization activity. The record is from RefSeq and is a predicted model, not a curated record. Lineage: Eukaryota; Metazoa; Cnidaria; Anthozoa; Scleractinia; Pocilloporidae.
AUGGACCAAAGCCGUGCUAGAAAGAACAAACGAGAACAGAGGCGCGUGAAAAUAUUGCGAAAUGCCUUUACGGUUUUGAAGGAACUUCUUCCGAACAACAGCGACCUGAGGACAAAAAUUGAAAUUUUGACGAGCGCGUCAGAGUAUAUAGUGGUUUUAAACCAGAAGAUCAGAAACUUGCAGAGUCUGUUGAAAGAAGAACCGACAGAGCAUCCACGUUCAAGCUGCAGAUAUGCUCAGGUCGUUACGAAUAUCAAUUUGUCUCUGAAUACGAAUGCGAAUGCUUCACUGAAAGAGUGGAUUGACAGUGUUACGGGAAAGCAGAGCGACAACUGCAAGCAGAAAACUUCAUGGCAGUUAGUAGUGAUAGCUCCUUCACGUAAGGGUGAAGGACUGAAAUACUAUGUAAUUAUAAAUGCUGAUUAA